Raphanus sativus (radish) is the source of this 1206-nucleotide messenger RNA. RefSeq lists its product as uncharacterized. NCBI's taxonomy places the organism in Eukaryota, Viridiplantae, Streptophyta, Magnoliopsida, Brassicales, Brassicaceae. The record is from RefSeq and is a predicted model, not a curated record. The coding region runs from base 1 to 1206 and encodes 401 amino acids. The transcript has a single exon.
AUGGAAAACCCGCCUCCAGAUUACCUCCAUUUCAUCAAGAUUUGGGUUCAGAUUAGGAAUAUCCCGUUGAAUCAUUACACAAAAGAGGCGAUUACGUUGAUCGGAGAAUGGCUUGGAGAAGUAAAAGUCGUGGCCUUUGAUCCUCAUAAACCACAAGUGCAGGAUUAUGUUAGAAUCCAAGUACGCUUUGAUGUGUCGAGACCUCUUCGAAAAUCUAUGGUGGCAAUCUACCGAAAGGUGGAUCAUCGCUGGUCUACUUCAACUAUGAAAGAGUGCAGAAGAGGUGUUAUGAAUGUCAGCUCCUUAAUCAUGAAAAAAGAUUUUUGCCCUCGACUGGUCCGGAAGCGUAAAGAUGCUGCUUUGGAGAGGAGACAGGGGAUUUUACAGGAGAAGAGUGCAGCAGAGAAGGUUCUUGGUCCGAAUGAUCCUUUAUUUGGAGUUUUGUCAGAAGAACAAGUGGGGAUCUGUACGAUCACUGGAAGAAAGAAGAUAUCCACGGAGGUGCUUGAAGAAAUGCGGAGAUACAUGAUUAUGGCCACGGAGGAGGACAGGUUAAUACGUAUUGAUAGGAUCAGGUCUUCAGUGGCAGAGGUAGAGAAGGAUCCCAUUCUGCAGAAAACGAUACUCAGAUUGGAAGCGCCUCCAGUGAUUACUAAGCAAGUAGAUAAGGGGAAGGGAAGAGUGUUUGACUUUGAUCUCAACAUAGUGGCAGAGUCACAAUCUGGUGCUAAAGGAGCUGAAGGAAAAUUGAUGGCAUCUGCUAUUAGAGCUAGCAGCAAUGAGUUCCAUAAACCUCUGGCGGAGUCUCAACCAGCGAGGCAGAAAUUGGAAUUUGGUCAGCGUCUUAUUUUAAGUACUGUGUAUUGCCCUGAUACCACCUUGGCUGGUACUGCUCUGGUGGAGAAAAGCUCACACACUCUCUUUGAUGGUAACUCAACGGAACAUGGUCUUAAAUUCUCGAUGUCGGGACCAUCCGGGGUUACAAAGAAGCCUAAUAAAUAUAGACGACGCCCCCAUAUAAGCAAGAGACAUGAGAGAAAGAAUGCUUCUACAGGAAUCUUGCAGAAGUUAUAUGGUGCAGAAGGAUCUGCUGCACAUGUGGGAGCAAAGAGGAAAGGUUCGAGUGAGGAACUGGAGGAUGGCAGUGUGAUGAAGAAAAAAGAUGCAAGGGUGAUCCCACAUGAGGGAUCGCCGAAGACUAGAUGA